Fomitiporia mediterranea MF3/22 is the source of this 2040-nucleotide messenger RNA. RefSeq lists its product as uncharacterized. The transcript has 4 exons. Bases 175 to 492 code for a protein of 105 amino acids. The record is from RefSeq and is a predicted model, not a curated record. Lineage: Eukaryota; Fungi; Basidiomycota; Agaricomycetes; Hymenochaetales; Hymenochaetaceae.
CAUGAACUUGCUGACGAAGAGAGUGGAGUUCACCCUCAUCCUCAAAGCCGUACUCUGGUUUUCUAAGGAGCACAUCGAUGGUGCCGCGGUUACGUGAAAAGGGCGGAAUUCCGGUCUAUUAUUCAUCUGGUCCUAGGGUGCUCGCCUUCGACUCAAUCUGUCCAUGGUGGGUCCAUGGUGGAUGCCCUCUCUCGUUCGAUUGCCGAUGCUGGCUCAAACACCAAAUCCACAGAUGAACACCAGCAAACUGUAACAGGUAGAGACACGGGCACUCGUCUCAUGUUAUCCGCGCCGACCACAGGCAACGCUACCAACGCUGCAUCCGGAUGUUCUUGCCUUAGUGAUCGCGGCGAGUCCCAGCGACGCGGCUCGCUGGCGAGAAGAGUGGCCAGUUCGUCUUCGUCCUCAAACCCGUACACUGGCUUUUCGAUCCGCGGGGGUGCGUCGAUGGAAUCACGGAUAAGCGGGAAAUGUGGAAACUUGGUCCCCUGAUGGCCAAGCUCUCUCGUUCGGUAGUUGACGCUGACUGAACUCCAAACCUGUAGAGGAAAAUCAGUGGACUGAAACAACUAGAAAUGCAAGUACUCGGCUCAGUGUCCGUGCCAACCACAGGUGACACCAAAUCCAAAUCGUCUGGUCCUAGGCGCAAAAUAAAUCAGUGAACAACGUAAAAGGAAGGUACUUAUAUUGCAGAACUGAAGCGCCGGAUAGCUUAGCUCAGUCCGGGUGCAAACGUUUUCUGGAGAGACAUUUCCAGAAAAGGCAUCCGACCUCUCUUCCCGAACAGCCUCAAAAACGCUCGAAAGCCUUAUGAUGUCUGCACGACGUGCAGCCUGCCCGACAGGUAGCAACCCAGGAUGCCAUGUUGCCAUGGAUGGUAAACCACGUUAAUUCAUUGUCGCUAUCGACCUCAGUGGAGAGAUGACCUUGACCCAGCGCUAUGGUUCGCGACGACGAGAGACUCCACUGAGGCAGUCGGAAAACCUCGGCACAGACUUGCUUACGAGGAGAAUGGCUAGAUCCCCCUCCUUCUCAAAUCCGUGCUCUGGCUUCCCAUUCCGGGGAAGGACGUCGAUGGUAUCGCAUUUAAAUAGGGAGGAUGGAAUCCCGAUCUCCCGGUCACCUCGUACUUGGAUGCUUGUUUCAGGCGCGACUUGCCCCGCGUCGCCCACGAUGGACAUGCCCUUUCGUUCGAUAGCUGACACUAGUUCAGCUCCAAAUCGGUAGAGAAACGUGACGCUGAAUCCGAGUCUUCUCGUUCUAGACGCAGGGCGGUGAGCAACUUAUAAGAUGCUUAGAAAUUGGACCGCCAGAAGGUUGAGCUCAGUUCGGGCGGUAUGUUCUCUGGAUAUGCAUCUCCAGAAAACGCCCUCCCUUCGCGAACAACUUCAGACGCGCUCGAAUACCUCGGGUCUCCUUACAAUGUCUGCAUGACGCACAGCCUGUUCGAGAGGCACCAAGCCAGGACGCCAGUUGUCGGCGCUAGAGAACCACAUUGUCGCGUUAUUGUUGUCGACAUCGUCCGCGUCGUUGACCUUGGCAGGGAUGACGACCUUGACUCCGCUCUGGUGACUACGACGACGGAAUACUCCACUGAGGCCGUCGGAAGACCUUCGCACGGACUUACUAACGAGGGGGGUUGGCUAGUUCGCCCUCAUCUUCAGACCCGUACUCUGGUCUUCCAAACGGAGGGAGCGUUUCGAUGACGUCGCGUUUCAGCGGGAAAGGCAGAAUCCCGUUCUCGAGAGGCACGAGGACAACCGACUCGUUGAACGUGAUGGUGUACAUUGUACUGUACGGAAUAUGCAGAUGGAGGUUUGGUAGUAAAUGUGGGAGGUUGGGUGACGAUGGUAGGGUAAGAAUGCAAGAAGCAAUGAGUUGUUUCUCGUUCUUCAUGCCUUAUUAUAGAUAUGUCUUGUAUGUCUCAAAGCCCAUACAUAAUAUGUUGGCUCGAGCCGGAACGAGGAGAUGGCUUGUUCUGAAUCAACUGUCUUAGGUCGAGAGCGAUCUAAGAUAUAAAUAGUAGAUAAACAAUAAAUC